AUGGAAAGCGAAGAUAAUUCCAGACCAGCUGAAGAGCAACUUGUUAAUAUUUCACAAAGCGACCAAAAUUCAGCUGAAGCAAUAGACGCUCCAGCAGUUGGACAAAUAUUCCGUAAUUGGGAGGAAUUGGAUCUCUUUAUUUCUCUUUAUGCAAAAACUCAAAACUUUGUUAGUAUUAUACGUGGAUCUGAAUAUGAUAAGGGAGUUUGUCGAAUUCAUCGAUAUGCUUGUGAACAUCAAGGUCAUAAUGGUGCAAAGAACAAGACUAAUACGUAUCGCUGA
Molecule: messenger RNA, 282 nt
Organism: Racocetra persica
Lineage: Eukaryota; Fungi; Glomeromycota; Glomeromycetes; Diversisporales; Gigasporaceae
Source: the annotation of a GenBank genome assembly